GUCUAAACACAGGAGGGGAUGUUCCAGCAAAACAUCUCAUGCAGAUGUCAGGAUUUUUUUUUUUUAUCAACUGGGUAAAAAGUUUGUGUUUUUGUACUUCAAGCUGACUGCUAUUCUCUCCUGUGCUAAAGUCUGUUCUUUCUUUCUUUCCAGAUGAAAUGGGUUUUGGGCAGCAGAUUGCUGGCAUGCUGGCAGAUUGCUGGCAGUUCAACUGCUGCACCAUUUAAGGUGGAACGGAAAAAGCACAAAAAGAAGCUGGAAAACUGUCCUUAGAAAAUGUUACAAGCUGUGUCUGUAAUUAGCUUGAGCGCAGCUGUCUAAACACAGAAGCUAAACAAACAGGAGGGGAUGUUCCAGAAAAACAUCUCAUGCAGAUGUCAGGAUUUUUUUUUUAUCCACUGGGUUUUUGUACUUCAAGCUGACUGCUAUUCUCUCCUGUGCUAAAGUCUGUUCUUUCUUUCUUUCCAGAUCAGGGUGCCUCAGUUUCCACGGUUACUGUGCCUGAAUGAAAUGAGCCUGCCAGAGGGGGGAACAGGACACAGUCAACACGACCAUGUGAGAGAGUGCACAGCCUGCAGUACUCUGGUGAAUAGUUGCGUUACCUAACUGUUCUGUAAACAAGUUGACCUCCAGCGGUUUUGCCAGACUUGAGGUAUGGGGACAUCUCAACAAGAGACAGUGGCUGAAAGAGUGGGGGAUAAAGGGAAAGAUGAAGGAGUUCAUCUCAGGCGGAGGAUCACUCUGCUGCCCGCUGUCUCCUUCAUCAUCGGCUCAGUGGUGGGCAGUGGCAUCUUCAUUGCUCCCAAAGGUGUGCUGAUGAACUCGGGCAACGUGGGACUGUCCUUGCUGGUGUGGGCACUCUGCGGAGUCCUCUCCACCUUUGGUGCCCUGUGCUAUGCUGAGUUAGGUACCAGCUUUAAAAAGUCUGGUGGUCAUUACACAUACUUACUUGAGACCCUUGGCCCCCUUCCUGCUUUCCUGAGACUGUGGGCUGAGUUCAUUUUCAUCAGGCCGGCAGUGGCCUCUUAUGUGUCACUGGCUUUUGGGCGCUAUGUUGUAGAACCACUUUACAUGCCAUGCCCAGCUCCUCCAGCACUGGUCAAACUAGUCAGCAUCCUUGGAGUUACAUUUGUCGUGGCAGUGAAUUGCUGGAGUGUGUCUUUGGCCUCUCGUACUCAAGUCACUCUGACCUUCAUUAAAAUCUUUGCUCUGGCUCUAAUCAUCGUCCCGGGCAUCAUGGCCCUUGCCCAAGGACAAACAGAAAACUUCCAGAAUGCUUUUGACAUGGACACAGAGUCUUUCACCCUGACCAAGCUUCCUUUGGCCUUCUACUCAGGUCUCUAUGCCUAUGGUGGAUGGUUUACUUUAAACUAUGUGACAGAGGAAGUUAUUAAUCCAAAUAGAAAUAUUCCACUGGCAAUCGUUUUAUCCAUGAUCACGGUUACCGUGUGUUAUGUGCUGGUUAACGUGGCAUACUACACUAUGAUGACCGGAGAUGAGCUGCUGAGGUCUGAGGCAGUGGCUGUGACCUUUGCCAGCCGAGCUUUGCAGGGCGUGGCCUCAGGGGUGCCAAUACUGGUUUCUCUGUCCUGCCUUGGGGCCCUUAAUGGAGGAUUCUUUGGAGUACCUAGGAUGCUGUUUGUGGGAGCCAGAGAGGGACACUGGCCAGCUCUCUUUUCCAUGAUCCACUUACAGAGAAAGACACCCCUGCCAGCUGUGCUAUUGCUGUACCCUCUGGUGCUUGUCAUGGUAGCAAGAGGAGAGAUCUUUCAGUUGAUCAACUUCGCCUCCUUCUCACGCUGGUUCUUCAUUGCCUUGGCGACUCUGGGGCUUCUUAUCCACCGCUAUCGAUUCCCAGACUAUCCAAGGCCAUUUAAGGUUCCUUUAGCUGUGAUUGUGGUCUUCACAGUGGUGUGUUUCUGCAUCGUGGGUAUGUCUCUGUAUUCAGACCCAUGGAACACAGGCGGCAGUUGUGCUCUAACACUUUCUGGAGUACCAGUGUACUACCUGGCAGUAAAACGCUCAUAUAUACCAGCCCAGUGGAAAAAAGCCUUCAACUACUGCAGCCUACAACUUCAGAUCCUACUGGAAGUGGUACAACAAGAAGUUCUGACUUACUGAGAGAACAUGAACAUUCUCUCCAUCAUGCCAAGGGAAAACUGAAUCACGAAAUCCUCCAUGUUAAAUAUAUGUACUCAUAUUACUACUUACAGUGUCGAGUACUUUAAGAACUGAUGUUUUCAAAUUCAGUAAUAGUCCACUCUGAAACUUUUCAGAUACAUUUUUCUUGACUAGUGGCAUGACUGUUACAGACUAGAUUUACACUGAACUAUUAGAGAUAUCACUUUUUUAAACAUCAUUAUUGAAACCUUUGUUGUCAGAUAUUGAUCUGAUGUUUUUUCUUUAAAAACUAGUAAGAUGAGCAUCUAGUAGGCUCAGUCUACUCAAACUAUUCAAUUACUCUACUACCACAGAGGAAGAAACACUCAGCUAACAUCAUCACAUCAUAUAAUGCAGUUCAUGUUUUUUCUUUAUUGCUGUGUUGGGAAUUGGGAACAAACAAAAAUGUGGACCAUUUGGGGGUCCCUGAGGACCAGUUUGAGAACUACUGUUACAGGACUAAAUUGUAUUGUUUUUUUUUCCUCUGAUAACCAAUCCAGCCUUUUCUGCUGAUAUUGACCUGAUACUAAUAUCCAUUGAUAAUUGUCAUGACAUCUUUAAAAGGGUGGGGUAAAAGUAAUAGUUGUUCAAGAAAUAACAAAAAAUAUAUGGAUACCAAGGAAACAUAAUUACACUAAACAAUUAUAUAACUACACAAUAUAAUAUAGUAGUAAAGAUGCACAUAUGAAUUUUUAUGGCCGAUUCUGAUUCCCUUACAGCCAAACUGGCUGAUGGCCCAUUAUUAUGAGCCUUUUAUAUGAACAAAAAGAAAUGUAGAAAGGUACAGGCCCCAAGUGAAUGUGAAGAUUUAAAUACUGUAUAUUCAGGAUAGAGGGGCUUUAAUGAAACUCGGCUUUUUAAAUGUCCUGUUUAAGCAGACUUUAAAAUACACGACUCUGCAAAAAAGGUCAAGUGCUGAUGGACUGCUACAAUAAAAAAGGCAAUAAAAAAUUA
Molecule: messenger RNA, 3114 nt
Organism: Colossoma macropomum (tambaqui)
Lineage: Eukaryota; Metazoa; Chordata; Actinopteri; Characiformes; Serrasalmidae
Product: cystine/glutamate transporter
Exons: 16
Coding region: 655-2121 (488 amino acids)
Biological process (GO): amino acid transmembrane transport
Cellular component (GO): membrane
Molecular function (GO): L-amino acid transmembrane transporter activity
Source: RefSeq, a predicted model, not a curated record